GGCAAAGAUCACCCCAAAGUCGCAAGUUCGCGAGAGUGACUGCGGAAUUUGGGAGGAACUCUUCUGUUCGGUAGUUCUGUUGAGAUUUCUGGGAGCCGGCACUUGACAUCCUCGGAGGGCCCGGCGACUCCAGAUUGGCGUGUUCGUCUGAGGUCCCUUGAACUUUCUCUCCGGUGCUCUCUGAACUCAAAGGUUCUCUGCAGUUUAAAAAGUAUCCCUGUGUGAACACAGCUCUGAAGAUACGACUCUUGAACCUUUGUGAAACUAGUGUUCCAGCUGAACUGUCUAUUCAUCUUCAAGCCAUCAUGAACCAUAAAAAGCGCAGAUCACAGAAGAUCGCAUUUGAUGAAGAGAAGAAUAUGAAAAUUGACGACUAUUUUCCUCAGGUUAAUAAAGAAAAAGAGAAUAAUUCCAAUAUUCCUCGAAUGAAGAGGGGCUCUCAAAGAGGUCCAAAAGAUAUAACUAACACCCAGGCUCAAGGGCCCAAAGACCAGACUGUGCCCCCCAACAAAACAAUUUACAUUACCUUGGGUGUAAACUCCAGGAAACACAAACUCACACAUAGUGUAAAGGAGAGCUUAUAUGCAGCACUUAACACUCUCAAGGCUGUCAAGAAGGAGAUAGAAACUCAGCAGGGCAAAGAAAUGAUGGUGAUUGGCAGAGAAGGAAUUGAAGGGUACAUAAAUCUUGGAAUGCCCCUCAGCUGUUUCCCCGAGAGCUGCCGUGUGCAAAUCACAUUUGUCCAAAAGAGAAGUAGGCAGAAAGAAGAGAACCAGGUAUUUGGCCGACACGAAAAGGUGUCUGGUGAAUGUGUCAAAUUUUAUAUUCACCCACUUGGAAAGAGAAAGAAAAGGAUCGUCAAACGCUGGAAGCUUCACAGAGAAGGGCGUAAACUCUGCGUCUAUGGUUUCAAAGGAGAAACCAUCAAGGACGCCCUGUGCAAGGAUGGCCGGUUUUGCUCCUUUCUGGAGAAAGAGGAUUGGAGGCUCAUUGAAAACCUGGACUCCAUUCUAGAAAGCACGCAGACAGUGGACGACCUGGAAGGCAAGCUCUUUGAGGUUGAGGUUGAGGUUCAGAAGAGAAAGAGCUCCGGGGCAGCAGCCGCUCAGAGCUCGGGGUCGGGGGAAGGAAACACCAAUGUGCUGAGAGAAGAAAUUGUGGAUCAGUACCCCAGUUUGAAAAGAGAAAGCGAAAAAAUCAGAGAAAACUUCAAGAAAGAAAUGAGAAAGAAAAAGAGCAAAACUUCGUUUUUUAAAUUGCUUGAAGUAAAGUUUGGGAAGAUGACAAGAAACUCCACCCCGGUCAGAGUGCACAACUUUCUCUCUCUCGUCGGUGCCUCCGUGGGGUACCUCUCAUGGGACAGCAAUGGAAAUUUGGGUUGUGCCACCUGCUAUGUUUUCAAAGACUUGUUCAUUUUCACCUGCCGGCAUGUAGUGAGUGACUUCAUGGGAAAAGGAAUAGAGCCAAAUAAGUGGGCGGACAUGAUUGGUCGAUGCGCAAGGGUGACAUUUAGUUAUAACAGUCCCAACAAGAAAGAAGAGAACUGCUUUUUCCUUGAACCAUGGUUUGAGAUAUCUGAUGUAAUUCUUGAUUAUGCCGUUCUGAAACUGAAGGCAAAUGGACAGCAGGUACCUUUAGGACUCUAUAGCAGAAUUGCUCCCGCACCAUCUACCGGGUUGAUCUAUAUCAUUGGCCAUCCGAAUGGAGAGGAAAAGUCUAGUGAUGCUUGUAGUGUGAUCUCUCAGGGUCAGCGAAAAGAGAAAUAUAAUGAACGGCUUCAGGCUGAAGAGGGAGAGGGUUGCAAUUAUGGGAUGGAAUACAUCCAUAUGUAUACUCAAAGAACCUUCGAGGAAAUAGCUCACAGCCCUGAUGUGAUCACCUAUGACACCUCUUUUUACUUUGGGGCUUCUGGCUCCCCGGUGCUUGAUUCAGAAGGUUCGUUGGUGGCCAUGCAUACUGCUGGCUUCACUUGUAAUAACGAAAUUGGGUUAUCGUCUCACCUCAUUGAGUUUGGCUCUACCCUGGAAUCCAUCCUCCUUGAUAUUAAGGAAAAACAUGGACAGUGGUAUGCAGAAGUAUGUGUGGGUCUGCAAGAUGUAGAAAUGGUGAGUGAUGAGGAUUGAAGGUGGUGAGAAUUCAGUUUAUUUACUCGCUUUAAGGGAAUUGUUAUGUAUGGGGUGGUUAUUCUGUAAGCAACGGCAGUCAUUUUCUAAAUUCCCAAAUGGUUCAUUUGAUUUUAAAAAUUAGUUUUAGAACACUUCCUAUGUGCCACUCUUAUAAGCACAUGAAGACUUUAGUACUCACAAGUGGCUAUUAUGCCUAUUUUAAAGUUGAACAACGUGAAUAAUGAUGAGAUUAUGCCACUAACACUAGUGUGCUGUGGGGCAUUCCCCCCCCUCAUUUCUUUGUCUUCCCAUAAGUUCAGUAGCUUGAAGGCAGGACCUAACGUGUGUUCAUCUCAUUAUCCCCAGCAUCUGGAAGAGGCAAAUAAAUGCUUAGAAAAUGUGUGGGUCCAUCAGAAGCACAAGUUAGGGCUACAGUUAAGCUUAAUUGAGGAACUAAAUGCUUGGUUGGAAGUAAUCUCAAACAAAAUUUUUAGAAUUUCCAAACUCCUCAUAUUACUAAAACUCAGGGUAUAUGUGUUGUGAAAUUCACAGGGUAAUAUCCACUCUUUUUAUAUUUAUAGGCUAUUAGGUCAGAGAGACUGUCUUAAAGAUCAUAUUACUUUAUUCAUAUGUCCCUAGUUUUUGCCUAAUAACCUUUUUUGUUUUAGAAUCACAUGCACGUUAUAUUUAGCUGUUGUGUCUCCUAAGGCUCCUUCCUCGUGGCUGUUGCAGGUGCUCAGGCUUUGACCAGUGACCUUUGACAGUUAGGAAAUGUACUCGUCAGGCAUUUUGUGGGGUGUUCUUCCGUUGGAAUCUGUCCGAUAAUUAGACUGGGGUUGUGAGGUUUAGAGGGCAAAGCCAGAGGGGUGAAGUGCCUUUUCACUCUGUUAUGUCAAGGGUACACAUUAUCCACCUGACUUAUGAUUGGGUGUUGGCUUUGAUACCCUGGCCAAAGUAGUGUUGAUAGGUUUCUCUGCCAUAAAUUUCCUCUUUCCCCCUCCUUUCUAUAAUGCACUUUUUGGAAGGAACUUUUAUUAACAGCCCACGCCUAAGGAGUGGGGAGUCCUUCCUUUUCCUUAUGUGGGGAACUCCUGGAGUAUCUAAAUAAUUUAUCCUGCAUGGGAUACUUGCUUCUUCUCUCCUAUUUAUUUACGCCAGUGUGGGCUCAAAGAUCUCUGUUGAGUUAUAAUCCAGAUUACUUUAUUGUGUUCCUCAGAUUUUUCCAACUUUGGUCACUGGGAGCACUUUGAUUUGGCUCUUUUGCCCCCAUUGACAUAUUCCCAGGACUGUGUUGUGUUUGUUUCCUGUUUUCUCUAAGCACUUUCUUAUGUUGUGGUCCUUCAAUAUGUUCUAGGCUCCUUUUGUAUAUCACCUGCCCCGUCCCAUAUUCAGCCAUUUCUCCAAAGAGCCCUUGGUUACUUUUAAUGGAGAAGAAUGUUAGAAACCAAGAUCUGGGCACUAGGUAUGAUUUUGCUAGUGGGGUGUUAUAUCUCUUAUACCCGCCCAGCAGACAAAGCAAAGAAUUAUGUAUGUGUAUAUUAAGUCUGGUACAGUCAGCCUCCCUAGCUUAUUCUUGGUUUCACUUUCUGGGGUUUCAGUUACCUGGGGUCAAAUGCAGUCUAGAAGCAGAUGAUCUUCCUUCUGACUUAUUGCCAGAAGGUCAGUGGUAGCCUAACGGUGCAUCACAAUGCCGAUGUCAUCCACCUCCCUUCAUCUCAUCACACGGGCAUUUUACCAUCUCAUAUCAUCAAAAGAAGGAGGAGUACAGUACAAUAAGGUAUUUUGAAGGAUAGAUGACAUUUACAUAGAUUUGAUUACAGUACAUUGUUAUAAUUGUUCUGUUUUAUUAUUAGUUAUUGUUGUCAGUCUCUUAUUGUGCCUAAUUUAUAAAUUAAACUUUAUCAUAGGUAUGUGUGUAUAGGAAAAAACAUAGUAUAUAUAGAGUUUAGUGCCAUCGCCUAGGGGUUU
Molecule: messenger RNA, 4073 nt
Organism: Hyaena hyaena (striped hyena)
Lineage: Eukaryota; Metazoa; Chordata; Mammalia; Carnivora; Hyaenidae
Gene: FAM111A
Product: FAM111 trypsin like peptidase A
Exons: 5
Coding region: 306-2123 (605 amino acids)
Source: RefSeq, a predicted model, not a curated record